GUCACAAGUGACUGAAAAGACAGUUAAGUUAUAAAAUGUGCUGAAAAGAAGAACUAGAUUUCACAAGCUUUUAAAAUGCUCUUGAACAGUUGUUUUCAUAAUAAUCCAUUAUCCAACUAAAUGAUGUUAUGACCAUAAUCCAUUUACCUUUGUUAUUUAUACCAGUGUGGUGAGACACACUGUUUUUGCAAACUGGUAUGCAGAUAUUAGUGUUGUGAGAUUUUGCUCAGUUGUUGGGAAAAUAACUUUCUGGUUGAAUAUUGUGCUGAGGAAUUAUUCAAAGGGAUAAUAAUCAGCACUAUUACUGAGCUAGUUUUGCUGCUAACAAAAGAAGAAAUGGAGAACUCAACUGAGAUUGUGUCUUUUGUGCUGGCAGCCUAUGGUAAUAUUGGAGAGUUAAAAUAUCUCUAUUUCAGCAUAAUGCUGUUAUGGUACCUCUCAAUAUGUGUGGCCAACACAGUUCUUAUUAUAGUCAUAUAUGUGGACAAAAGGUUGCAUGAGCCAAUGUACAUAUUACUAUGUAAUUUAUUUGUGAAUGAAAUCGGUGGCAGCACAUCACUGUAUCCUCUUAUGCUCUCACAGAUGUUUUCAGAUACCCAUGAAGUGACCCUGCCAUGGUGUUUUCUACAUAUGUGUUAUAUCUACAUAAGUACGUCAGUUGAGUUUUGCAGUUUAGCAGCCAUGGCUUACGACAGAUAUGUCGCUAUCUGUUAUCCUUUACACUACAGUGUCAUUAUGAAUACGGGGAGAGUCGGUAUGAUCAUUCUGUUUGUAUGGAUGUAUUCAUUUGUUAAUUUUGUAUUCUCAUUUUCAUUCGUCAUCCAUUUGAAGUUUUGUGGAAAUGUCAUUGACAAAGUGUUCUGUGAUCACCACUUAGUGAUUAAACUUGCAUGUUCAGCUUCAGUAGUACACAAAAUAUCUGACCUCCUUUUUGCCUUUGUGACCAUUGUUAUCCCUGUUAGUCUAAUUUCAGUCUCUUAUAUGAAGAUUUUGGCUGUUUGUCUGAAUACUUCUAAAGAAAACAAACAAAAAGCCGUCUCCACCUGCACACCUCAGAUUGUCUCAGUGUCAAAUUUAUUUGUUGGCUGCAUUUUUCACUUUGUUGAUUCCAGGUUUGAUGUUGCUCAUGUACCAGACAAAGUACGCAUUAUUUUAUCUGUGUAUCUCCUCAUUUGCCAACCAAUGGUCACCCCCUUUAUGUAUGGAUAUAACCUACCGAAGAUAAAACAAUCCUGUAAAAGAUUUCUGUUUAAUCGAAAUAUAAAUGUUUAGAGCAAGGAUGACUAUCUCUGCUCUGUGGAAAAACAACAUUA
Molecule: messenger RNA, 1313 nt
Organism: Dicentrarchus labrax (European seabass)
Lineage: Eukaryota; Metazoa; Chordata; Actinopteri; Moronidae
Product: olfactory receptor 7G1-like
Exons: 2
Coding region: 337-1272 (311 amino acids)
Biological process (GO): G protein-coupled receptor signaling pathway
Cellular component (GO): membrane
Molecular function (GO): olfactory receptor activity; G protein-coupled receptor activity
Source: RefSeq, a predicted model, not a curated record